AGCCAUUGAGUAAAGAACAAAAAAAAGGGAGAGGAGAGAGAAAACUGGUUCUAGAGAGAGAAAGAAGAGUUCAGUGAAGAAGAAGGAAGAAAAAAAUGGAGGGUAAGGAAGAGGAUGUGAAACUGGGAGCGAACAAGUACUCGGAGAGGCAGCCGAUCGGGACGUCGGCGCAGACGGACAAGGACUACAAGGAGCUGCCGCCGGCGCCGCUGUUCGAGCCAGGCGAGCUGACGUCAUGGUCGUUUUACAGAGCCGGAAUCGCGGAGUUCGUGGCGACAUUCUUGUUCCUGUACAUCACCAUUCUGACGGUGAUGGGCGUAAGCCGAGCCCCCACCAAGUGCUCCACCGUCGGCAUUCAGGGCAUCGCUUGGGCCUUCGGCGGCAUGAUCUUCGCCCUAGUCUACUGCACCGCCGGCAUCUCCGGUGGGCACAUUAACCCGGCGGUGACGUUCGGGCUGUUCUUGGCGAGAAAGCUGUCUCUGACGAGAGCCAUUUUCUACAUCAUUAUGCAGUGCCUAGGCGCCAUCUGCGGCGCCGGCGUGGUGAAGGGCUUCGAGAAGUCGAUCUACGAGCAGAAGUUCGGCGGCGCCAACGUCGUCAACCCCGGCUACACCAAGGGCGACGGCCUCGGCGCCGAGAUCGUCGGCACCUUCGUUCUCGUCUACACCGUCUUCUCUGCCACUGACGCCAAGAGAAACGCCAGAGAUUCUCACGUCCCUAUUUUGGCUCCUCUUCCCAUCGGUUUCGCGGUGUUCUUGGUUCAUUUGGCCACCAUCCCCAUCACCGGCACCGGAAUUAACCCGGCGCGGAGUCUCGGAGCCGCCAUUAUCUACAACCGGCAGCACGCUUGGGAUGACCAUUGGAUUUUCUGGGUGGGACCCUUCAUUGGGGCUGCUCUUGCUGCUAUUUACCACCAGAUCAUCAUCAGAGCCAUUCCAUUCAAGGCCAGAGCUUGAAGAAGAGCUUCAUUUCAUCAUCAUCAUCUUCACUCGUCUUAUCUUUAGCUCUCUUUUGGUUUUUUUUUUUUUUUUUGUAAUCUUUAAUUUCUUGUUUAUUUGGUCGUUGAAGAGAGAGAUGGAUUUGUGUGUAAAUUAAGUUAUUAUCAAUGUGCCAGUGGUGUAAUUUUGAAGUUUGUAAUGGAGAAUUAUUCUUUUUGUGGAUCAUCAUUGUCUCCAGAACUUUUCAUA
Messenger RNA from Momordica charantia (bitter melon), 1187 nucleotides. Its product is annotated as aquaporin PIP1-1. Lineage: Eukaryota; Viridiplantae; Streptophyta; Magnoliopsida; Cucurbitales; Cucurbitaceae. Gene Ontology annotation, cellular component: membrane. Gene Ontology annotation, biological process: transmembrane transport. Gene Ontology annotation, molecular function: channel activity. The record is from RefSeq and is a predicted model, not a curated record.